Molecule: messenger RNA, 1819 nt
Organism: Haliotis rufescens (red abalone)
Lineage: Eukaryota; Metazoa; Mollusca; Gastropoda; Lepetellida; Haliotidae
Product: ornithine decarboxylase-like
Exons: 11
Coding region: 45-1520 (491 amino acids)
Cellular component (GO): cytoplasm
Molecular function (GO): ornithine decarboxylase activity
Source: RefSeq, a predicted model, not a curated record
CAAAGGACUUGUCAAUACUGAUGACGUCACGUACAACUUGAAAAAUGUUUUCUGCCGGUAUCAAAUUAGUGAAAUCUAGUUCGUUUUCUAGAAUGUUAAUAAUGGCAAAUGAGCACGGUACCCGGAUCUUCAGUAGAAAUGAUCACAAAAGGCAUCUGAGUGGUAUACCCGAUCCUGAUGUGUACGAUUCUUCGUGUGACCGGAUGCACAGCCAGUUCCUGAUGGAUGGACAACAGAUCCAUGUAGCGCAUCCUUGUCGCUCCAAGUUGGACAUAAUUGCCGAUAUUGCCAGGUCUGCGGAUCAAAAGGGUUGUGACGAUGCUUUCUACAUUGUCGAUCUCGGUGACCUUGUAAACAACUACCAACGUUGGCGGAGACUGCUGCCACGGGUGACGCCGUUCUACGCUGUCAAGUGUAAUGCUGAUCCAAUAUUUCUACGAGUUCUGUCCCAGCUUGGAGCGGGGUUCGACUGUGCAAGCAAGUGCGAGAUAGAGACUGUGUUACAGAUGGGCGUGGCCCCGGGCCGAGUUGUGUAUGCCAACCCAUGCAAGCAGACUUCCCAUCUUGAGUAUGCGGCAAGGAAUAACAUAGAUCUUAUGACCUUUGACAACGAGGCUGAACUCUAUAAGGUCAAGUCAACGUAUCCACAUGCACGACUCCUAAUUCGGAUUGUCCCCCCAGCUGGCAAUAAAGUUAUGUACGACCUCUCAGCCAAGUUUGGCUGCCACCCUGGUGACGUCAGCGACCUACUGCGGACAGCUAAAAACCUUGAUCUUGACGUUGUAGGAGUAAGUUUCCACGUGGGCAGCGGAGUAAAGGACCCGGAAGUGUUCGCCACGUCACUACAGAGAGCCAGCAGUGUGUUUGGGAUUGCAGCGAAGAUGGGAUUCACUCUUCAUACUCUUGACGUUGGCGGAGGUAUCUACGGACACAGAGGAGCACCAGUAUCUUUUGAAAAGGUUGCCACCGCCUUGAAUAGAUCUCUAGACGAGUUCUUUCCCGUGAGCUCCAAUGUCAAGGUCAUGGCAGAACCGGGGCGGUUCUUUGCAGCAUCGCCUUUCACCUUAGUGACAAGUGUGAUUGCAAAGAGAAAGUGCACGGCCGUCGUUGGGGAAAGAGAUCUAAAUGAGCUGAAGACUUUGGACCCGGAGAAGCCCCGUGACGUCACCCCAACAUAUAUGUAUUAUAUAAAUGACGGUGUCUAUGGAUCGUUAAGCUUCGUUCUCUCAGAAGACACUUGCAUGAUACCUACAUUAGUCAAGGUACCCGCUAGUGACGUGACCUUCACCUCCAGCCUGUGGGGUCCGACAUGUGACGGCAGUGACUGUGUCCUGAAGGAAGGGCCUCUCCCCGAGCUCCAGAUCGGGGACUGGUUCUACUUUGAGAACAUGGGCGCCUACUCUCUCAGUCUCCACUCACGAUUCAAUGGAAUGGCUGUACCUGAGGGUCAUUAUAUGUGCGAGGAAGAGAUCUGGGAAACGGUUUUGAAGGGAGCAAGACAGAUUGAUGGAUAUAAAUAAGAUCAUCUAGUUUCUCCUGAUUUCCAGUUGACCAAGCAUGGUGUUUGUAUCGGUUUGUCCUAUUUAGAGAAACACAUGUCACGUAGAGAUAUAAAUCAGUGUCCAUCUACCGCUCAACCAUACUUGAGGUUCAACACAAUAUACUUUAUAUAUGUCUCAGAUACAUGACCAAUUCAUUUUUAUGCAGCCCUAUCAGACAGUUUAUAAACUGGAAAGUAGAAAUUGGAUAACUAUCACGACAAGUGGAUGGCUUUGGAUGAAUGAUACCAUUAAUGUAUUUUAUCACGUGGAAGCUCAUA